AGCGAGCGCAGACGGGAACGUCAGGGAAAAGUGGAACAAGGCGGAGAAAGUGUGUAGUUAGUGCGGAUACCUUGCUAGAAGUGUCGUAACUGAUGACGGUGUAGUGUCCACAGGGAAGUCGAGGCGAAAAGAUAAGACGAAAAGUUUAUGGAAUUAUACCCUCUCCACAAUUGCUUACUUUGACAAAACAAGGAUUAUUACAGCCUGAAGACAAGUAGUACGGUGGGCCAUGCAGAGCCAGCCUGUGUCCCUGCAGAGGUGAGCUCCAGCACCAGCCAACGUUUUCACCGUGAUGGCAGCAGAGCGGGAUGGGCGGGGGUGUGAGCUGCCCAUCGCCCCGGGCCAGGUGUACAUCGAGGUGGAGUAUGACUACAAUUACAAGUCCAAGGAGCGUCAGGUCUCCAUUCACCAGGGAGAGUGUUACAUGUUGGUGAAAAAGACCAACGGGGACUGGUGGCAGGUCAAGAAGGAGGAGGGGGCCAAGGCGUUCUAUGUCCCAGCGCAGUACGUCAGGGAGGUCCGCAGGGCCCUCAUGCCGCCUCCCAAGCCCCUGCACCUGGGGCAUCACCGUGGGGGGAGCGGGGGAAACCCUGUGCGGGUCAAACCCAUCGUCCUGGAGAUGGACAGAUCUAACGAGAGCCUGAAUGUGACCAGUUUCAGUCGGCCCUCUCCCUCCUCACCUUCUCCCUCCUCCUCGUCGGGGGCAGCCCUCACCCCUCCGAGGCAGCACAGGGACAGGGAUGCCAACCAGAACCCUGGUAGAGACCCUGGUAGCCCCACUUACUACGACAGGGCCUUGGUAGAUGUCCUCCAAAACACUCACGCUCCUGGACGGGGAUGUAACACGCUGCCCCGUGCCCGUGCAACCUCCCCUGAGCUCCGCAGGGCGCCCCUGGAUGUGGACAUGCCUCCGGGGCACUGUGACUCGGAGGGGUCGGAGAGACGCAACGACUCAGAGUCUGGAGAUGAGCUGAGCAGCGGUUCUAGUGAACACUUGCAGACUGUCUCUCUGUCGGGCCAGGGUGGUCGUCCUGAGUCUCCUGUCUACACUAACCUGCAGGAGCUGAAGAUCUCUGGGACCAGCCUGCCCCCCGACCCCUCCAACUUCCCACAGCAUGUCCUGGGGGACUGGGAGGCCCACAAGGACCAGAGCGGCAGACAGUUCUACUUCAACCGUUCCACCCAGGAGAGGACAUGGAAACCUCCCCGAGCCAGAGACGCCAGUAGUGGCAGCAGCCGGGGGGAAUCCCACAGCAAUAGCACUGGGGAGACGGAGACGACUCCGCCGCUCUCUCUCUCCCCGUCCUUCCUUCCUCUCCUCUCGCUGUCCAUUGGUCCAUUCCAGCCUCUGUUGUUGGAGGACAACUGCCACCGCACAUAUUCUAGCCAAUCAGACAGCCAGUACGGCUACCCGCCCCGGGGUUGGUCAGAAGAGCUGGAUGAGCAUGGACACACUCUGUAUGUCAGUGAUUAUACUAAUGAAAAGUGGAUAAAGCACGUGGAUGAACAGGGCAGACCAUACUACUACAGUGCUGAUGGCUCCAGGUCAGAGUGGGAGCUGCCCAAGUACCAACACUCCCCCCCUCUACCUGGUGGAGGAGACCGGACCCCUAAGAGCCACAGUCUGGAUAGGAAACAUGUGGAGCCCAUCGUCCUGACCAAGUGGGCAAACAGCAGCAACGUGCUGGACGCCAACGACAAGCGGCUCAUCAAAAACAUCAGGCGUUUCCGUACAGGCUCUGGUCGCCCCCACCCCUACAGACAGACACAAGACGGUGCGUUGGGCCCCAUGGUCCCUGGCUCUCCAGACUCUGCCUCCUCAGGCCCCUCGUUCCCCAAGCCCCCUACCUCCCCUUCAGAGAAGUGUGGUAUUCUCAACGUGACCAAGAUCACUGAGCAUGGAAAGAAAGUACGGAAGAACUGGACGUCCUCCUGGACGGUUCUCCAGGGCUCCUCGCUGAUAUUCGCUAAAGGCCAGGGGGGCGGGACCAGCUGGUUUGGAGGGAACCAGUCUAAACCAGAGUUCACUGUUGACCUGAGAGGAGGAUCUAUAGAAUGGGCUUCCAAGGACAAGUCCAGCAAGAAGCAUGUCAUUGAGGUGAAAACCCAUCAGAGUACAGAGCUGCUGAUCCAGUCAGAGAACGAGGGUGUCAUCAAUGACUGGUACAGGGCACUGAUGGACACCAUCAGCACACAUGCCUGGGAGUCAGAUGAGGCCAUAGAGGAGGACAUGCCAGAGUCUCCUGGAGCAGAGAAACAAGACAAGGAGAAAGAGCACAGAGACUCCAAGAAGAGCCGAGCCAUGAAGAGUUCCACCAGUAUGGACGCGUCGGACAACAAGAAGACCAGAAUCAAGCUGAAGAAGUUCCUGACACGUAGACCCACUCUGCAGACAGUCAGAGACAAGGGCUACAUCAAAGACCAGGUGUUUGGCUGCAGUCUGAGUGACCUCUGUCAGAGAGAGAACACGGCCGUGCCAAGCUUCGUCACGAUGUGCAUCGACCACGUGGAAGACAACGCUCUGAAUGUGGAUGGGCUGUACAGAGUGAGUGGGAACCUGGCUGUCAUCCAGAAACUACGCUUCGCUGUCAAUCAUGAUGAGAAGGUGAACCUGGAGGAAGGGAAGUGGGAGGACAUCCAUGUGAUUACAGGAGCGUUGAAGAUGUUCUUCAGAGAGCUGCCUGAACCCCUCUUCACAUAUGGAUUAUUCCAUGACUUUGUCAACUCCAUCAAGAUCCCAGACAACAAGCAGCGUGUCCAGUCCAUCAAGGAGCGGGUCAAACAGUUACCAAAACCCAAUCAGGACACUAUGCAGGUCCUCUUCAAACACCUCAGGAGGGUGAUUGACCACAGCGAGGAGAACCGUAUGACGACCCAGAGCGUGGCCAUAGUGUUCGGCCCCACCCUCCUCAGACCCGAGACAGAGACGUGGAACAUGGCGGUCCACAUGGUCUAUCAGAACCAGAUAGUAGAGCUCAUCCUGCUGGAGUACGAGGGCAUCUUUAGGUAGACAGCAAAGGGGUGACCUUUCCCCUGGGUACAGAUCUAGGAUCAGUUUCCCUUCCCACCCAAUCAUAACCUUAACCAUUAGUGGAGGAAAUGCUAAACUGACCCAAGAUCGGCGUCUAGGUGCAACUUCACCCUACACUGGUAGAGACUGGAGGUGAUGUUCACUUGGAACCACACGAAAGCUAACGGGAUGAAACGGAGAGGGACUUUGUGAACUUGUCCAAUAAGAAACACUUGUUUUCGUUUUACCUUGUCAAAUACUUCGUAACGUUGUGCUGUAAUGACUCCAACCCAGGCCUCCUCUCUGAACACUAUCACCACCAUGACUAUGCAGAGCUCUAAACCCAACCCAGGAGAGACCGGUCCAACUCACCUCCCUCUAACGCCUCAGAAUCCAUCUCCCGCCAACCAAACCUGUAAAACAAGGGACUUAUUAUACACAACCAAUAAACCCAAGUUGAGACUCUUAGCAGCCAACAUGGAAGAUGCUUCCCUCUCCUGCUCCUCUCUCCAUGGCUGCUUUGUGGGACAUUCUGCAAAAGCCAACAUCCAAUCCUGACUGUCCAUUCACAGGAUUACUAUGACCAUCAUAAAUGAUCCCUCUCCUCUAAAGUACAGACUCUCUCUCCUCAGUGAAGCAGUCCGUUCUACACACUGGCUGUGUCUGACGUGGCUCACUACUCACUAUGAAGUGCACUACUUCUGGCCAAAGGUAGUGCACUAUGUAGGGAAUAGGGAGCCAUUUUGGGACCAACUCAUGGUUUUACUUCAGCCAUCGUACUUCUCUGGUUUUCAGAAGAAAUCUUCUCCAAUCAGUCAGAUUUCAACUUGAAAAUACAGAACUGGUCCUCUGACUGAUGGUGAAUAAGGCAACCAUUAAUAAUAUGUACAGCUGUAGUGUGUUGUGUCAAAUGGCACCCUAUUCCCUUUGUAGUACACUACUUUUAACCAGAGCUCUGAUCAAAGGUAGUGCACUAUAAAGGGAAUGAACAGGGUAACAUUUUGGAUGCACCUCUGUGUGUGUGUGUGUGUGUGUGUGUGUGUGUGUGUGUGUGUGUGUGUGUGUGUGUGUGUGUGUGUGUGUGUGUGUGUGUGUGUGUGUGUGUGUGUGUGUGUGUGUGUGUGUGUGUGUGUGUGUGUGUGUGUGUGUGUGUGUGUGUGUGUGUGUGUGUGUGUGUGUGGGGAUAUGUUGUACAGAUGUUUGAUAGUAAUUAUGUCUCGACGGUGAACGUUAGAAACUUGGGGAAACAAUCACUAACGUAUUAAGAUUUGUUCCAUAACGUAGACUGAUUGUGUAAAAAAAUAAUAAUAAUCAUCAUUUAGGGUUGAAAAAUUCAACUAACUUUCCUAAAAUUCCCAGAUUUCCCCCAAAUCACUGUUGGGAGGAUUCCCUGGAUAUUCUGCAUAUAUCACUCCUGAUCCAGGGAACAUUCCAAACAGGAUUUCUGGAAAACCUGGAGAAUUUGGGGAAAGUUACUGUCAUUUUGCAACCCAAGAACUACUUACUAUAUGACCUGGGGUUGUGGACGUUUACCUGAGUUGUAAAUGACACAUUCUGAAUGUAAUUAUUUUACAAACUAACUGCUGUUCAUGACUUCUUUGUCUAAUUGGAAUAAAGGCCUCCAUUGAGACCCUGUAAAACUCA
Molecule: messenger RNA, 4654 nt
Organism: Oncorhynchus gorbuscha (pink salmon)
Lineage: Eukaryota; Metazoa; Chordata; Actinopteri; Salmoniformes; Salmonidae
Product: rho GTPase-activating protein 12-like
Exons: 20
Coding region: 293-3010 (905 amino acids)
Biological process (GO): signal transduction; regulation of GTPase activity
Cellular component (GO): cytoplasm
Molecular function (GO): protein binding
Source: RefSeq, a predicted model, not a curated record